Molecule: messenger RNA, 1320 nt
Organism: Osmerus eperlanus (European smelt)
Lineage: Eukaryota; Metazoa; Chordata; Actinopteri; Osmeriformes; Osmeridae
Product: neurexin-3a-like
Exons: 3
Source: RefSeq, a predicted model, not a curated record
CUCUGCUUUCUGUUUUUGACAGUGAUGGAACUGAGGGAAUCCAGAAGAUCCCCCACAAACUACAAAUCCCAGCAGGCAACAUGAAGAAGGAAGUAUCGCUCACCCUCAGAUCCAGAACAAUCUUCUCAACUGGACCUCACCUCAUGAAUCUCUGUGACAACCUCUUUGAAGUGUAAAGGAUUAAAAAGUUCAGUUUUGAAUCGUCGAAACAAAUUUGUUUCUACUCCCUUCUCCCUCGGUCUCUCCUCUCUUUACCCUAGGGAAGGCAGCUAGAAUUUCCCUAUAACGUUCAUUGCUGCACAGCGAUUGGACUCUUGACUAAUGUGAAUGGCCUUAUGACUGUUAACUCUUCGACUGUUCUCCCUUCUACCAAUUAACUCCCCUAAAAAAAUAGACUAUUUUUUAUAAAGAAAUCUAUUAAAAAUCUCUGGGCAUUUUCUCUUUUGGAUACAAGUGUGGAUAUUUACUAAAAAUAAAUAAAACGGAUACUUACUCGAGCUAGUUCUUUGAACCAAAACAAAUUCGAUGCUAUCUAACCAUCUGGGAUUAUAAACACAAGUUCCUUUUCGACCAUGGAUCCUCUAGGUUUGUAUGUGCGUCUGCAGCUGUUCCUCAGUACAAUGCUAGGGCUGUGUCUGGGCCUGGAGUUCACUGGAACUCAAGGCCAGUGGGCGCGCUACCUCCGCUGGGACGCUAGCACGCGUGGCGACCUCAGCUUCCAGUUCAAGACCGAGGCGUCCACCGCGCUUUUACUCUACUUUGAUGACGGGGGCUACUGCGACUUCCUGCAGCUCAUGGUGGUGGAGGGCAAGCUGCAGCUGCGCUUUAGCAUCGAUUGCGCUGAGACCAGUGUGGUCUCUGACAAACGGGUCAACGACAGCAGCUGGCACUUCGCCACUCUGAGCCGCUUCAACCUGCGGACGGUUCUGGGGCUGGAUGGCGCGGCCAAGGCUGACGAGGUGCGGCCCCAGCGCCAGUUCAUGAAGAUCGUGAGCGAUCUGUUCAUAGGCGGAGUUCCGCUGGACAUCCGCACGUCAGCGCUCACCCUGCCAACGGUUCGCAAUGCACCGCCAUUUGUCGGGGUUAUUACGGAUCUCAAGUACGGCAACACAGAACCCACUCUCCUAAGCAGUCUGAAGGUCCAGCUGGAGUCGGAUGGGAGGUGCACGGAGAACCUGUGCGAGAAUGGUGGGAGCUGUUCCGUGGUGGACGGAGAACCACUCUGCGAUUGUUCCAAAACGGAAUACAAGGGCCGCUUCUGCAACGAAGAGGUCAGCAACAAUAUCCAAGGAUUUGCACACAUGAUGAUGGCGGAGCAAG